GUCGGCUUGUCCAGCCGUAAAGUUUCUCUGGACCCUCAAUUCAAAUGCCAGCUGGAGACUGGACAAGCGCUUGAAAAGAAUAACAAUGACAAGGUGAAACGUUUCCACGCCGAUCUCCAUCAUGGACUCAACGCUUUGAAAUCCGACACAGCUCACAGGAAUCAAAUUAAAGGUCGAAGCCAAGGAGAGGCAGGGCUGAAGUCACAGUUCGCUUUACUUGAGACUUCGACAAGCCACCUGCCGUCCCUGCCUCCAAGGUGCCUUUCAAUAUGGUGACACGCAAAUCACACAGUGUACAGUAAGCCAGAGGAAAGUCGCGGACAUUACGCUUUGCAUCGCCUCACUUUCAAGCAAAUCUCAUCUCAUCUCGCACGCUCGGAGCGCAGCGGCAGCCUGCUGGUGUAGUCAUGCAUCUAGAGGUGAAGGUUGCGCUCAACUUUAUCGUGUCCUAUUUGUACAAUAAGCUACCUCGGCGUCGUGCUGACCUCUUUGGCGAGGAGCUCGAGCGGAUCCUGGUAUCUCGCUUUGAGGGUCACUGGUACCCCGAGGCCCCUCUUCGUGGCUCUGCGUUCCGCUGCCUGCACCUGGGAGCCCCGAGAGACCCUGUUGUGGAGCUCGCCGCCAAGAGAAGUGGACUGGAUACGGAGGAGGUGCGUGCAAAUGUCCCUGCGGAGCUCAGUGUGUGGAUUGACCCCUAUGAGGUGUCCUACCAGAUUGGAGAGAAGGGGGCGGUGAAGGUGCUGUACCUGGAGGACCCACUAGGUCUCAGCUGUGAUGGUGAGCGCCCUGAAGGGGUAAUGAGAGAGGUUAAAGGAGAUUCUGAGUUAGAGGAAGCAAAGAGUCUGGGCUUCAAUCCAGACGCUCAGGUGUUUGUUCCAGUCGGAAGCCAGUUAUCUCCUUCCCUCAUGCCGCCGCUCACCAGUUCUCCCACGCCGCCGUCUGUCCAAUCUGGCCCCACACUCUUCAAGUACCCCACCUCCAGCUCACCCGCGGACCCCGCCGCCCACUCCUCCAACACAUCCACCCCUUCUCCUCCCACCAGUGGGAUACCCUACCUCGCCGCUCAGCAGCCCCCCUCCUCCCUCCCCGCAGCCCGUCCUCAACCCAUCACCUUCACUACAGCCGCUUUUGCCGCCACUAAAUUUGGCUCCACCAAAAUGAAGAAGUGCAGUGCGGCCGGGUCAGCGGGCGCUUCCGGCGUCACCGUCGGAGUCCCGCCUGUCCAGAGGAUGCUUUCCCACUCUCCCACCGCCAUCUUGGCUCCAGAGAUGCUGAAGCACAAAUCGCUCUCUCUCUCCAUGCACUCACUUGUAGGUCCCAUGCCCAGCCAGCUCUCCCCCAAUGCCAAAGAGUUUGUCUACCCAGGAUCUCAGAGCCCCCUUUACUUUGAUGCUGACCCCCAGCCCUUGCAAGCUCACGCAAGCCGAUUACAGCCCCCCCACAGUGUCAGCACCCACCCGUCCUUUGACCCUUUCUCCAGUCCUCCCCCGUCCCAGAGUAUGGGCAUCUUGGGCACCAAUGGAGAGAUAUCCUACAUGGAGAAACCUCAAUUUGUUGAGGGUUUAGGGAGCUACAACCUGCAAUAUCCAAGUCAGUCCUUCCAGCCUGUUGUGUUGGCCAACUAAGCCUUUGUCAAGAACUGGCCCAGGCGCUCCAGAUAAUUUUUUUUUAACAAACUGUCCUAAUACUAAUGCAAGCUAAUACUUAGAUUUCCUACAGAGAUUUAAAAACGUAGCUUUCCUACAGAGAUUUAAAGAUACUGUACCCUCUCAUUAUCUCAUGGUAAGUUUUGUUUUGGUCAUCACAUUCUGCUUUGAAUUUAUCAUUGCCAUUGUUGGUCAUUAAUGAUAAGUAACCUAAUGGAUGCGGACUGUGGUAAAGCUCCAGUUUGCACGUCACGCUGUGGAAAAAGGACCUAGCCAAGUAUUGUACUUUGCGCUGCAAUCUGUUCCUACAGAGCUGGCUAUUGGGGGUGGGGGUUUGGAAGAGCUGUGCCGUCUGUGCUUGCAUGUGUUGUGAUGUCGUGGCUCAAUGUGAUCUGGAAACGUAUUGCGUGAUGGGUGCCUUCGCAUGCCGACGUCACAGCAGUCAAUACCGAAACUGUUUAUCGUCAGCCAGAAUGCGCCCACGGUGUGUUUUGGCGAUUGAGUGAUCAAAUAAGAGAACUUAAGUCAUCUAUCAAGAGAAAUUGCAGAAGGGAAGGUCGCGGAAACCUCUGCGAGGCAAGGAAAGAAGACUGCGCUCACGUGCUGAUGCCUGCAAGUCGUGCACUGGCGUACAUGUAGACCUUAUACAAUCUGCACACAGCUAAAUGCACAUAUACACGUUACCAGUCAUCCGAGUGUGAAGGUGAACAGGCAGCGAAAUGCGGUUGGGGGAUGGUAUUCAGCAGUAACGCCGAAGAUAUUUUAAUAAAUGGCUUGGUGUGACUUUGAGGAUGUAAGGGUGCUUUUCCUCAGCAUGGAAAAGAGGAGCAAAGAAGGCAGCAAGCGGGCUGCAUUGCCUCAAUGGCGUCCGGUGUUUAUUGACUUUGAGAGCGACAUUUUUAAAACCCAGAAUGCGUUGCUAGUGAGUUUAAAUGGUAUUGAAACGAAAGGCUAACACUAUUCUGCCCCUCCUUGAAAUGUUUCAGUGCUGAGGGAGAGCAGAGAAAGGUGAAGCUGGUUCUUUUCUCCUGGUUGUCAAGUGGACAUCGAUGAAUGUUCUUUAUUGAUGGCAGGCUGCUGUUGCUAUUUUAAGCUAGUCACAGCUCUUCAAGUCUAAUGUGUUUGUCAUAACAAAAUGGUCAAUUUGAGCACUUUAUUAAGCGGACGGAGCUCCAGUUCUCAUGGCUCACAAAAUUUAACAUCCAUGACUUUUUUUUUUUUUUUUUUUUUCUUUCCCCCCCCCCCCUACAUUUCAUUUCAUUUAACGAGAUGGUAACAUUUCAAAAGUGUAUUGAAGAUGUGGAAAUUGAGUCUGUUUGUCCAUUUAAUGUUUUUCUAGACAAAGAUAUGUAUUCAUGUGUUUUGUACCCAAGGACCCUUAACUGUUUUUUCAUCCUUUCACACCCCUCCUGGGGAAUGUGGAGGGAAAUAUGGAUUUGUUUUUGUUCUGUAAUUUAAAAAAAAAAAAAAAAAAAAAAAAAAAAGACCUGAUAGUUCUAUAUAUUUUUGUUUUUGAAAACUAUUAAUUAUGAAGGCUGAGAAAAUGUAAAUAUAAAGUUCUUAUGUUCAGAUUCUUUGUUUAGUUUCUUACAUCCUGAAGUUAUUUUUGCAGAAAUUAACCUGAAUAUAUGCAAACUGAGAGUAAAAAUAAAUAGAAGUAUUACAAUUAUGUACAGAGUUCAUUAUUGAAUGUGUAUUGUACCUUGUACAGCAGCAGUCUAUGAGAGAUUGGUAAAUGUAUUAAAGCUGGGUUUUGAAAAGGUGAAUGUUUACAAAAGAUGGUUCAAAUCACUGUCCUCCUCCUAGCUACAAUCUGAAAACACAAAUUCCCCUAGAACUCACGAUAUAGAUGAAUUUAUAUGCAAUUUUGCAAGAUGGAACUAUGAGUACAAAGUCGGACCCUGAUUAUUCUCAAUUAAAACUAACAUAGGAACCCCCCCCCCCGUAAGUGUGGCCCUCUGGUCUCAAUGAUAUAGCCAUAUCCCAGAGUGUCAUCACUUACACAGAUCCUGGAUCACCCUUGUCAAGUGCAAUGUAAGGCCAUAAUUCGAAAGACCCUGCAGUGGGUUUCUACCUCUCAUCUCCCUGAAUAGCAUCGCAGUAUUUUGGUCUCUUCUAAUAGGAAGGACGAAGGAAACGAAUGUUAUACUCUUAAGCCCCGGUUGAGAUGGCCCGCGGAAGCCCAACUGGGAUACCUGCAUAUUUUACUGCGCUUAAAAGAACUCCAAAUAGGGUGUGCAUAUAAAAUUUAGAACGAUUGGAUUGUGUGUGUGCUUGAAAUAACCCAUUUGAAAAGCACCCCAAACUCUUUAAGUGCAGGCCAUCCUACAAUCGGGGUUGAAGACAAACAAGGGUUUGUAUUCUGUUUGUAUUCUUAGUUUGUUUUAUUUUGCACUUUGGAAUAUUUCAUUAUGAAAGUAAAUUUUCUAUGUGACAACAUUAAAAUGUAUAAUAUAAUUAAAACAUACAAAUAGUUAUUUGCUUUGCUGACUAUUUUUAUUUUUUCCUAUUUUUGUAUCAAAUCUGUACACCUUAUAGAUGUUUAACAAGUCUUUCACGCAAUGACCUGUUUUCUUGGAAUGGGGCAUUACUACUGCAGUUUAUAAUUGUAUCCGAUUUCUUUUUUUAGGUUUGUAAUAAAAAGACCAGUAAGCAUGGAAAAUAAGCUGACUGUCUCUUUGUCAUGCUGUUCUCAAAGUUUUAACACAAAGUGCCACCUAAAAAUGACUAGCGCUUCAAGUACUACCAUAAUGAACAGCAUUUUUAAUUCAGUAGCAUAGUGGGUGUAAGGGGUCAUAAAAAGCAAGACAUUUAAUUCCUAAAAUUUAUAUUUUGUAAGCCACUGCAACAUUAUGCAGUCUGAACAUUAAUGUUGUGCUUACAUAUAGAAAAAUACAAUUUAUUUUGUUUUCAUUCAAAUGUAUUACACCAAAGUUAAAAAUUCUACUUAAAUAUUUAAAAAGCUAUUAAAGAUGCAAUGCAAAUAAAUUGUACCUAUAAAUUUUAAGAGUUCGAGGAUUAAAUGCAAACUUAUUGAACUGAACUGUACUUAGGGACUGAUUAUUUCACGUAACACUUUUGAGAAUCACUGCGCUAAAGAAAAAUGCCGACUAGUAGCGCCUGUCUUCUUGAACACCGAUAUGCUCGAAUGACUCAUCCAAAUAUUGCAGUAAACAAACUCCAGUGAUGUUUGAUCAAUUAUUCAAAGAAAAUAUGAAAAUCUCUGUUGGUGAGACACCAGAAUGCUCAGCACCCACCUCAGCAGGAGACAUACCAGAAGAUAUUACUUGAGAUUUCAUCAUGAGACGUUUAUCAUACAUGGCUGGACUGGCCUCAUCCAUGACUCUCUCCUACAUCACCCUCACUUCUCCAUCUUUUUUGCCCCACCUCAGCAGUUCCUCUUCCAUCCUCAAGCCCCUCCCUCUUCAGAGCCUCCAUCAUUUCCUCCACUCGAUUAUCUCUUCGGCUUCCCAGAGCUUGCGUCCCCAGACUUUCCUUUCUGAAUACACACGCCCGUCCUCUUUGUACUCCUGUUAUGCAACACUGCUCCCCUGUGUGUGGAUGUGAUCAUUACGCAAUAGCUCCUACUCUUCUGGAAUACUGAUAAGCUGAGGGAACAGUGAGGAGGCGGCAAAACGCGUGCAGCAUCCAAACAAAAAGACGUGUGUGUUUACACGUGCAGAUAAAUGGCAUAUAAAAGAACACCUUUGUUAUCGUGUCUGUCAACACAAAGGGAGGAUGGAGCUGUCUGAUGACAUGUCAAGGUCAAACUGAGCCCAUUUGUCUUUACAACUGGAUUUAUUUUUUACGCAUGAUACAGGACUAUGCAGUGUCAUGUAUCCAUACAUGGUUAGGACCAUACAAAAACACCCAAAGGAAUCAUUUUUAUAGAAACAAAGUAAUGCAAAACACCAAAAAAGCCAAAUAAAAAUUUCAAAUCUCCUAAUAACUUUAAAUAGUUUUUCUGUAUUAUGGACUUGUAGCUGCUUCAAAUAGCGAACAAGUCUAAGUGAUGCGGAGAAAAACUAAGCCGUUUGAGAACUAAACAGGGCUGAUUUACCUUUACCUUCCAUUGUACACAUUAGCAUCACCAACGGGUAAAAAAAAAAAAAAAAAAAAAAACAUUGUUAAAUGGGGUUUGUGCUUGACAAUUUAAGUUUUACACUGAGGAGCAUAUCUUAUGCAUGCACAUUACUAAACAUGAAAAAUAAUGUUUUAGUUUGUGUUGUGCAUCAAAUAAAGAUGCAGUAGCCACAAAUAAAACUAUAAGAGCUUGCACGUGUUUAGUGGUGCAAGUGCAGCACACUUUAGAAGUGGAACUUUUUCAACCACACAUGCUAAUGCUCUUUUUGUUCUUAGUGGAGCAGACCAAUACUACAUAGAAUUGGGAAUUUGUUUCAUAUGACAGUGUGUAUCUGUUAUCUUUAAGCUAGUUUCACUUCGUUGCUUCGCAGCAAUUAAAAAAAUAAAAUAAAUAAAUGCUACAUACUGACCUACCCCAGUAAAUGAUCGAAAACAUUCUCUCGGGGCUUUGUGAGAAGUAUGCACACCUCUUUGAAUUUAAUUUAAAAACUCACUGGCUGUACUGACACAUGAACAGGAGUGCAUAUUUUGUUUGAAUGUCAAUACAAAAUAAACUCUCAAAAUAAGAAUUGUCUGUGAAACUUCACCCUCUUGAAACUGAAACGAUCAAGAAAAACACUUAUGCACCAACUGAUCCAGUGAAUCUACAUAUGGAUCAAUUUGUAAUUCAUAGGAAAUAAUCCACACAGUGAUCAAAAGAUGCCAUUUUCAGCGGAUGUUUGAUGUUUGCCCCAAGAGUCAAUCAAGCGGACCGCACUCAGAUGGCUGGCAUUCUUAUACGGGUCAUAACAUCAUAAUACAGAUGCUCUGCAUUAAUACGCCCAUCAGAAGCAUGUCUGCUCUUCAGUGAUGCUUUACAGACAUAAGUACACUUGGUGUAGAAUAGUCAAGACAUUGAUAGAAGACAAAGUACACUGGGUUUCAUGCAUUAGGAUCCUAGACUACAGAGGAUCAAAUUGGAAGCACAGAGAAAACUUUGGGGCAUUUCCUCUUGGAAAAAAAACCCAUGGUAGUUUUACACACAAUACCACCGAAUUCAAACAAGCAAUAUAUAACGGGAUAUUAUUGCCACAAUUGGAGCACAAGCCCACCAAUCACCCAAAAAAAAAAAAAAAAACUCAGCAUCUGUAGAAGACACUGGAGUCUUAUAACAGUCUGUAAUGUACUUGCUAAAUAAAACA
Phycodurus eques (leafy seadragon) is the source of this 6910-nucleotide messenger RNA. Its product is annotated as protein Tob2. Gene Ontology annotation, biological process: regulation of gene expression. Gene Ontology annotation, molecular function: transcription corepressor activity. The record is from RefSeq and is a predicted model, not a curated record. The transcript has 2 exons. NCBI's taxonomy places the organism in Eukaryota, Metazoa, Chordata, Actinopteri, Syngnathiformes, Syngnathidae. The coding region runs from base 408 to 1625 and encodes 405 amino acids. Gene Ontology annotation, cellular component: cytoplasm; nucleus.